Uranotaenia lowii is the source of this 745-nucleotide messenger RNA. RefSeq names its product arylalkylamine N-acetyltransferase-like 2. The transcript has a single exon. The coding region runs from base 41 to 745 and encodes 234 amino acids. The record is from RefSeq and is a predicted model, not a curated record. NCBI's taxonomy places the organism in Eukaryota, Metazoa, Arthropoda, Insecta, Diptera, Culicidae.
CAGAAGCACCAUCGGUCCGAGUGCUUGUGCCAAUAUCAACAUGCCAAGUCUGGAAUCACUUAGCCCAAGUGAUAAAGCAAAACUGUUCCAACCAACGGCUUACAAAGGAUUUCUAUACCGUUUGGCUACUCCAGAUGACCGAGAACAGAUCCGGGAUGGGCUGGAACGAUGGUUCUAUCCGGAAGAACAGGUUAACUGCGGACAUCGUGAUGGCCCUUUGUACGCGGAAGAGGACAUGACCUAUAUGUUGGGAGUUAUUGAGUACGGUGUGGUGAUAAUGGUGUUUGAAGAAUCCACUGGAAGCUUAGCUGGAUUUUGUGGUUGUUGUUUGAUUGGAUCCGAUUAUGUCGAACAUUUGAUGGAGACAGCCAAAAGUGCGAAAUCGAGGAAAUUUAUGGAUACCUGCCUGUUUUUGGCUCAUUGUACCGGUAAUGCGGACAUCCUUGGAAGGUUUCAAGUGGACACGGCCUUGCAGGUUCAAUACGUUACAGUUUUCCCAAAAUAUCGCGGACUGAAGAUCAGUAGCGGUUUGGUUGAUAAAAGUAUAAAGAUAGCUCGGCGACUCGGGGCUGGAGCGAUCAACGGCGAUUGUAGCAGCCCAUUGAUGGCGCGUUCUUUCCUGAGUGUCGGAAUACCUUGCGUUUAUCAGAUGACGUACAAAGAUUAUCGAGACGAAAAUGGCGAAAUUGUGUUCAAGAGCAAACCAAACUACGAACAUUUGCUUUUCCAUGCUAUGAAGCUCUAG